Molecule: messenger RNA, 1251 nt
Organism: Rangifer tarandus platyrhynchus (Svalbard reindeer)
Lineage: Eukaryota; Metazoa; Chordata; Mammalia; Artiodactyla; Cervidae
Source: the annotation of a GenBank genome assembly
AUGAGUAGAAGUUCACCAAGUGGGAAAGGAUCCUCUAGGAUGGCCGAGCCUCGAUUUAACAACCCCUACUUCUGGCCCCCUCCUCCCACCAUGCCCAGCCAGCUGGACAACCUGGUCCUGAUUAACAAGAUCAAGGAGCAGCUGAUGGCGGAGAAGAUCCGGCCGCCUCACCUGCCGCCCACGUCGGCCUCGUCGCAGCAGCCGCUGCUCGUGCCACCGGCGCCGGCCGAGAGCAGCCAAGCGGUCAUGUCGCUGCCCAAGCUGCAGCAGGUGCCGGGCCUGCACCCGCAGGCCGUGCCGCAGCCCGACGUGGCGCUGCACGCGCGGCCGGCCACCAGCACGGUCACAGGUCUGGGAAUCUCCUCCCGGACCCCGGCUGUGAGCACGUCGGAGUCGAGCGCCGGCACGGGUACCAGCAGCCCGUCCACACCCACCACCACCAGCCAGAGCCGCCUCAUCGCCUCGUCCCCCACCCUCAUCUCAGGGAUCACCAGCCCCCCCCUCCUGGACUCCAUCAAGACAAUCCAGGGCCACGGCCUGCUUGGCCCCCCCAAGUCCGAGCGCGGCCGGAAAAAGAUCAAGGCGGAGAACCCAGGGGGGCCGCCUGUCCUCGUAGUCCCCUACCCCAUCCUGGCCUCGGGCGAGACUGCCAAGGAGGGCAAGACAUACAGGUGUAAGGUAUGCCCGCUGACCUUUUUCACCAAGUCCGAGAUGCAGAUCCACUCCAAGUCGCACACAGAGGCCAAGCCCCACAAGUGCCCGCACUGCUCCAAGUCCUUUGCCAACGCCUCCUACCUGGCCCAGCACCUGCGCAUCCACCUAGGCGUCAAGCCCUACCACUGCUCCUACUGUGAUAAGUCCUUCCGACAGCUCUCCCACCUCCAACAGCACACCAGAAUCCACACAGGCGACAGACCCUACAAGUGCCCACAUCCUGGCUGCGAAAAGGCUUUCACUCAGCUCUCCAACCUCCAGUCUCACCAGCGCCAGCACAAUAAGGACAAGCCCUACAAGUGUCCCAACUGCUACCGGGCCUACUCGGACUCCGCCUCCCUGCAGAUCCACCUCUCGGCCCACGCCAUCAAGCACGCCAAGGCCUACUGCUGCAGCAUGUGUGGGCGGGCCUACACCUCGGAGACCUACCUGAUGAAGCACAUGUCCAAACACACGGUGGUGGAGCACCUGGUGAGCCAUCACUCGCCCCAGAGGACGGAGUCCCCCAGCAUCCCGGUGCGAAUUUCCCUCAUCUGA